CGCGUCUAAGUAGACCAUAUUACAUGAUUUAGACUGUAAAGGUCAGGUUCUCUCAUAUUCAGCUCAGCUUGACUUGAAAUCAGAAAUAGGUCGUUACAAUUUAUUUUGUAUUGUAUCAAACCAUAUUUAAACCGUGUCCUAUCGUCGAUGCUCUUGAGUUGAAGUGGUUAACAGAACAUGGUGAAUGGCACGGUCUUUCUGGAAAGUACAUCCGUUCAUAAGUAUUUUUUAAAGUGGGUUAUAGAUAGAGGAGAAUCUUUGAGUGACUGGCUUGAUAUCUAAAAGGCCUACAUAUUUUGUGACAGUUUAUAACGCUUACAACCCCGUCUUCAUUAGCCCAGUCGGUGCAGAACAUUAGGGCGUUAAACAUACAGCUCACAGAAACUGGUAGAUGUUCAUAUAUAAUUAAUGUUAUGAUUGUUGUUGAUCUACAUUUAUAAAUAUGAUUAACAUGUGGGAUAUUGUAGCAGUAUUUAAUGAUGUUACAACAAUUUUACUGACUCUUGUUGUCUUAUUAGUUAUUGGAUAUGUCAUCUCAAUGCAGGAACGAUCUGGAAUACCUCCUGGACCACCAUUUUGGCCAAUUGUGGGAAAUAUGUUCGAUAUGCGAGGCAAAUUCGCUGGCAAGAGACAUAAAUAUUAUGCAGAUCUUCAAGCAAAAUAUGGAGAUAUUUUUCGAAUAUAUUUUGGCGACCAGUUGUUGAUAGUUUUAAACGAUUUCGAAUCUAUAGAAGAGGCUUUUGUUAAGCAGAAGGAUCUGUUCAGUACUAGACCAGUAGAAAAACUCUGGGUAAUUAAUCAGGCCGGAAAGGGUGGACAUGGGGUCUUCUGGGCGAGUGGACAAGCAUGGAAAGAUGCUAGAAGAAUGUCAAUUCGUACUCUUCGUGAUCUAGGUGUCGGGAAAUCUACCCUCGAGGAUAGGAUUAAGGAAGAAACUAACAUCGUUUUGGACUAUUUAUCACAAUGUGAAGGAAAACCGAUUAAAGUUCAUGAAAUCAUGAUGAAAGCAACAACCAAUAUCAUCAGUACAGUUGUGUUUGGUAAACGAUAUGAUUAUAGUGAUCCAGAAUUUGUUCAAAUCAUUAAGGUCGUGGAAGAUGGAUUUAGUGAUAUGGUGCUGUUUACCCCUAUUAAUCGUUUUCCUAUGCUCCGCUUCAUACCUUUCUUGGCCUCGAAAAUGCUGACAGUGAGUUAUGCCGUGAUGAAAGUAGAACAAUUAAUUGCUAAACACAUUGCGAAACGAAGACAGGUUUUCGAUAAGAACGAUAUUAAGGAUUUUAUUGAUGUGUACCUAGAUAUGUCUGUUGACGGCGAGUCUAGUACCAUUACCGAAAGUAACACGAGAAGAAUUAUUUUGGAUCUAUUCUUUGCUGGUUCUGACACGACAGCCACCACUCUGGAUUGGGGUUUCCUCUUUAUGGUCCUUCAUCCGGAAGUCCAGAAGAAAUGCCAAGAGGAAAUCGACAGUGUGGUCGGUGAUGGUCGUAUGGUAGACUGGUCGGAUAAAUCUAAAAUGUCGUAUAACGAAGCGACACUUCUCGAAGUUCAACGUCUAGGAAACACAGUGCCUAUGUCAAGUGCUCACACCACAGAGAUAGACACCGUAGUAAAGGGUUACCUUAUACCAGAAGGUUCUUUGGUUUUUGCAAAUAUGUACGCCUGUCAUCUGGAUUCAAGAUAUUGGAAAGACCCCUUGCAGUUUAAACCAGAACGAUUCUUGGAUGACUCAGGAAAAGUAUCCAAACCACCUGCUACAUUGAUACCGUUUUCCAUAGGUCCACGGAUUUGUGCAGGUGAACCACUGGCUAGAAUGGAACUAUUUCUAUUCUUCACCAAUAUCUUACAGCGGUUUUCUGUUUCAACUUCCGGCAGUGAGAAACCCAGUACAGAUGGGGUGUGUGGAGUGAGCAUGUCAACACCAGAAUAUACUAUCCAGGCCACGCCUCGAUAAGUUUUCUGUCAAUUUUAACAUUUAUUUUAGUGUUUGGCUAUGAUUGCUUAUUAUGUUUUAUACGCCCACAAGUAUUAAAGCUGCAAUUUCAUAUUUUUAAAAUGUAUUAAAAUAAAGCCUUAAAAUAGA
This is a messenger RNA of Patella vulgata (common limpet), 2080 nucleotides long. Its product is annotated as cytochrome P450 2U1. The coding region runs from base 443 to 1951 and encodes 502 amino acids. Gene Ontology annotation, molecular function: oxidoreductase activity, acting on paired donors, with incorporation or reduction of molecular oxygen, reduced flavin or flavoprotein as one donor, and incorporation of one atom of oxygen; iron ion binding; heme binding. Gene Ontology annotation, biological process: xenobiotic metabolic process. The record is from RefSeq and is a predicted model, not a curated record. Lineage: Eukaryota; Metazoa; Mollusca; Gastropoda; Patellidae. The transcript has 2 exons. Gene Ontology annotation, cellular component: cytoplasm; intracellular membrane-bounded organelle.